This is a messenger RNA of Glycine soja, 857 nucleotides long. RefSeq lists its product as uncharacterized. Bases 136 to 609 code for a protein of 157 amino acids. The transcript has a single exon. Lineage: Eukaryota; Viridiplantae; Streptophyta; Magnoliopsida; Fabales; Fabaceae. The record is from RefSeq and is a predicted model, not a curated record.
GGGUGAACCACUGCAUUUAAAACAGGCCAAUCUGCUUAACUUUUUUGUAGAGCCUUAUUAUUAUAUAAAUGGUAAGUUAUGCCUUUGAUUAACAUCACAUUGGUUGAAGUUGAAGACUCUUAAUUAAUUGUUGAGAUGGCUAGUGUGGUAAAGGAGCGUUCAGGGGCAGAGAUAGUGUAUGGUUCUGAAGAGUGUUAUCGCCACUCCAUAGAGCUCUUAGAAGAGUUGGGUUUCCCAAAGGGUGUUCUUCCCUUGCAAGACCUGGUGGAGUGUGGUAGGGUUAGAGAAACUGGGUUUGUGUGGAUGAAGCAGAAGGCACCUUAUGAGCAUUUCUUUGAGGGAACCAACACGAGGGUGAGCUAUGCUGUUGAGGUCACUGGCUAUGUGGAGAAGUUUAGGAUGAAGAAAAUGAGUGGCAUUAAGAGCAAGCAGAUGAUGCUGUGGGUGCCAAUAACUGAGAUGAGCAUUGAAGAUCCUAAGGGGCAGAAGAUACUCUUUAAGACCCCUAUGGGGAUUGGAAAGUCCUUCCCUAUCCUGGCUUUCAUGACCCCAGAGGAAAAGGAAAAGCACCUGCUGUUGCAGUAUAAGGAGAUUCAAGAAAACAGUUAGCUUUCCACGUAUACCAUGAAUUCAUAUUAUGAUACUGUUGAGGUCCUCAUCAUGAAUAAUGACCAACUAGAGUAUUUAAGAAAGUUUUAUUAUACUAGUUUAAUUUUUAUGUACUCUCACAAUUGACAAUUUUAUGCUAUAAAUUAAUCAGAAGUUAUUAUUAGUAUAAAUUUUAAGAUAUUUAUUGUAAAAAUCAACAUGCUGUACAUGACAAAUUGUUAUCAAAUGAGAAGUGUAAAAAUCCUUUG